UUUUAACACCGACCCCAUUUCUUAUCGGCGAAUUUGUCAAUGAAGUCGAGUGAUAUGCCAUCGGCAAGAAGAACUUCGUCGGAGUUGGAUCAAAUGGAGGAGGAGGUGUUGCGAUCGGAGACUACUUUGACGGAUUGAUUAACGGCUCAAUUUGGUUAGAACGAUGAUGCUGCUAUCACAAAUUAAUUUUAGAGUCUAUCUAUCAGAAAUCUAAUUAGACUCAACAGUCAACAGGUGACAUAUAAGAAGUUGAAUCAGUCUUCUUGGUAGUUUCUGUUGGCGGCGGAUUUUGGAAUUGAGUUAUUUGUUUUGCUUGCAUUUCUUCAACUAUGGCAUAUAACACAGUGACAUUGACAACAAAGAAAAAGAAAACGGACGGUAAAUUUGAUGAUGACAAACAAAAAAGAACAAAGAAAAGGAAUCUCAUUGUUAUGCAUGUGACACAAACCAAGAAAUUAAAAAGCCAACUGUAUAGAAAUUGCUUUCUUCUUUUUCUGUUUUUUGUUAAAGAAUUAAUGGCAAAUGUUCUAUAUCUAUCUUGCUCCGCACGCAUUGCUAUUACCGGCAGCUCUCUCUCUAUAUAUGUUUUGGAACUACAAGCGAUCCAAGGAUAGUAAUUUGAGUAUGAAGGAACAAGAAACAGCUUCAGAAGCAGAAGACUACAGCAGUUAUAACAAGCUGUUCUCCUUUGCUGGCUCACUAGACAUACUAUUGAUGGUCUUUGGAACUAUUGCUGCUUUUGGGAAUGGUAUUUGUAUGCCACUUAUGACCAUACUCUUAGGCCAGCUAGUCGAUUCUAUCGGAAAAACUGGAACCACUUCCUCCGCUGUGGCGCAUAACGUCGCUGAGGUAUCUUUCAGGUUUGUCUAUUUGGCAUUGGGGUCUGGUCUUGCAUCAUUUUUUCAGGUGGCGUGCUGGAUGGUCACAGGGGAGAGGCAGGCUGCUCGGAUCAAAAGCUUGUACUUGGAAGCCAUACUGAGGCAGAACAUUGGUUUCUUUGACAAGGAAGCUAAUACUGGGGAAAUUGUUGAGAGAAUGUCUGGUGACACUGUUCUAAUUCAGGAUGCAAUGGGGGAGAAGGUUGGAAAUUUUAUUCAGACGUUGGCUUCAUUUUUUGGCGGCUUUGUAGUAGCCUUUGUUAAGGGGUGGCUUCUCACACUCGUCAUGCUUUCUUUAAUCCCGCCCAUUGUCAUCUCCGCUGCAAUAACCAAUAAGCUUGUAGGCAAACUGGCAUCUCGUGGACUAACUUCCUAUUCAGUUGGAGCAAAUAUUGUUGAGCAAACAAUUGGCUCAAUUAGAACUGUUGCAUCUUUUACUGGAGAGAAGCAAGCUGUUGCUAGCUACAACAAGUCCCUAACAAGAGCUUAUGAGUCUGGCAUACAAGAAGGCUUAGCUGCUGGCAUAGGUUUCGGUACGCUGAUGUUCAUUUUGCUUUGCAGUUAUGGAUUUGCUGUAUGGGUUGGCGGGAGAAUGGUUCUUCACAAUGGCUACACAGGAGGGAAUGUCAUCAAUGUCAUUUUUUCUCUAUUGACCGGUUCCUUAUCUCUGGGGCAGGCAUCUCCAUGCAUGAGAGCAUUUGCUGCUGGACAGGCUGCUGCAGGCAAAAUGUUUAAGGUCAUCAACACGAAGCCAGAGAUUGACACUUAUGACACCGACGGACUAAAAUUGGAAGAAAUCCGUGGAGACAUCGAGUUCAAGGAUGUAUUUUUUAGUUACCCUUCAAGGCCCCAUGAGCAAAUAUUUCGUGAUUUCUCUCUUUCAAUACCUAGCGGUACAAGCAUGGCCUUAGUUGGACAGAGUGGAAGUGGGAAAUCAACAGUGAUCAGUUUGAUAGAGAGGUUUUAUGACCCCCAAGGUGGUGAAGUUCUUAUAGAUGGUAUCAAUCUGAAGGAGUUCCAAGUAAAAUGGAUGAGAAAGAAUAUAGGUCUAGUCAGCCAGGAACCAGUGUUGUUUACUUCGAGCAUUAGAGAAAAUAUAGCCUACGGAAAGGACGCUGCAACUAUAGAAGAAAUAAGAGCUUCUGCAGAGCUUGCUAAUGCUUCUAAUUUCAUAGAUAUGCUGCCCCAGGGGCUAGACACAAUGGUAGGGGAACAUGGAAUUCAAUUAUCUGGGGGCCAAAAGCAAAGAAUUGCCAUAGCCAGAGCAGUUCUGAAGAACCCGAGAAUUUUACUUCUAGAUGAAGCCACUAGUUCUCUUGACACAGAAUCAGAAAGGAUGGUACAAGAGGCUCUCGAAAGGAUUAUGGUCAAUCGAACUACUGUCAUGGUUGCCCAUCGCCUUUCUACAGUGAGAAAUGCGGAUACUAUAGCAGUUAUGCAGAAAGGAAAGAUUGUUCAGAAAGGUUCGCAUUCUGAUUUACUCAAGGAUCUCAAUGGCGCAUACGCACAGCUCAUACAGUUUCAAGAAUUUGGCAAAGAACCAGCACAAAACAUCAUAAAGAGUCCAGGCAGUAGCCAUCAUUCAAUGGAGGCAUCUCCCGCAAUCAUCUCUUAUGGAAAGGUAGCUGCAAAACCACUUGGGACUGCCAUUUCAGAGACAUCAAAAUUGCCUCGGGAAGAUCCUCUUCGCCGCCUUGCCUCUCUUAACCGUCCAGAUAUCCCCGUAUUAUUGCUUGGUGGUAUAGCUUCUGUGGUAAAUGGAAUAAUAUUGCCAAUUUUUGGUUUGCUGCUGGCUAAUAUUAUUAAAACCUAUUAUGAAAAAGAAGAUCAGCUCCGUAGAGAUUCUAGAUUUUGGGCACUUAUGUUUGUCGUAGUUGGUUUGGUGUCCUUAGUUGCCACACCAAUGAGCACAUACUUUUUGGCUGUUGCUGGGUGUAGGUUAAUAAAACGAAUCAGAUCAAUGUACUUUGAGAAAGUGGUCAGCAUGGAGAUAGGCUGGUUUGAUGAAGCCGAGCAUUCAAGCGGUGCAAUCGGUGCAAGCCUCUCAGCAGAUGCAUCUGCAGUGCGAGGUUUAGUUGGAGGCACAUUUUCUUUGCUCAUUCAGAACAUUGCAACAGGGGUUGCUGGUCUGGUCAUUGCAUUCCACGCAAACUGGCAAGUAGCUCUUGUAGUCCUGGCUCUAUUACCAUUGAUGGGUCUCAGUGGAUAUGUUCAGUUGAAGGCCAUGGAGGGAUUCAAUGGAAAUUCAAAGAAAAUGUAUGAGGAAGCAAGUCAAAUUGCCACCGAUGCUAUAAGCAGUAUUAGAACAGUUGCCUCUUUCUGUGCUGAAGGAAAGGUGAUGGAACUGUAUCAGAAGAACUGUGAUGGCCCGUUUAAGGCACGAGUAAGGCGAGCAUUAAUUAGCGGGAUAGGACUUGGGCUAUCUUUCUUUUUUGUUUUCUUUGUGUAUGCAGUGAGUUUUUAUGUUGGAGCUCAUCUUGUGGAUCAAGGCAAGACAACAUUCACUGAGGUUUUACAGGUCUUUUUUGCUCUCAGUAUGGCAGCACUUGGAAUCUCUCAAUCCAGCACUCUUGCACCUGAUGCAAAUAAAGCUAGGAGUUCUGCAGCUUCUAUCUUUGCUGUUCUUGACCAGAAAUCUAAAAUAGACCCCAGUGAUCCUUCCGGAACAAGACUUGAAAACUUGAAGGGAGAUAUUGAGUUUCACCAUGUUAGUUUUAAGUAUCCUAUGAGACCUGAAGUUCAAAUAUUCCAAGAUCUUAACCUAGCUAUUCGUUCGAGGAAGGUGGUUGCUCUGGUAGGAGAAAGUGGGAGUGGGAAGUCAACAGUUAUCUCUUUACUGCAAAGAUUUUACAAUCCUGAUUCUGGAAAAAUUACACUAGAUGGAGCUGAGAUCCAUACGCUGCAGCUGAAAUGGUUAAGGCGGCAAAUGGGGCUGGUGAGUCAGGAGCCUGCGCUCUUCAAUGACAGCAUCAGAGCCAACAUUGCAUACGGAAAGGAAGGAAACGCAACAGAGGCAGAAAUUACGGCUGCAGCAGAAUCAGCCAAUGCUCACAACUUCAUCAGUAGUUUACAACAGGGGUAUGAGACUGUUGUAGGCGAGCGAGGGGUGCAAUUGUCUGGUGGACAGAAACAACGAGUAGCAAUUGCGCGAGCCAUAUUGAAGGCUCCUAAAAUAUUUCUUCUAGAUGAAGCAACGAGUGCCUUGGAUGCAGAGUCUGAGAGAGUGGUUCAAGAAGCAUUAGAAAGAGUGAUGGCCGGAAGGAGCACGUUGGUGAUUGCUCAUCGGUUAUCCACAAUUAAGGGUGCUGACAUGAUUGCGGUGCUGAAAGAUGGAGUAAUAGUUGAGAAAGGAAAACAUCCAAAAUUAAUCAGCUUCAAAAAUGGCAUUUAUGCUUCCUUAAUGGCUUCGCAAUCAAAUGCUUGAAUGUAAGUGCUGCAAGUGUGCUCAUAUUUUUCAUUUUUUUCCGAGUGUGUACAAUUUAUAAGCGGGCAGAAUGAGUGUUGCAGAAUCAGAACGUAUAGUUCAAGAUACACCAGAUCGAGCUGGGGUGAAUAAAACAGCAGUGGUGAUUGCCCAUCAGUUAUCGACGAUAUAUAAUGCAGAUGUCAUUGCAACCUUUAAUUAAUUAAACAUAUUGUUGGGUGGCGCCUCACCUUUUGAAAGGGCA
Messenger RNA from Mercurialis annua (annual mercury), 4546 nucleotides. RefSeq names its product ABC transporter B family member 21-like. The record is from RefSeq and is a predicted model, not a curated record. The transcript is spliced from 12 exons. The coding region runs from base 523 to 4302 and encodes 1259 amino acids. Gene Ontology annotation, molecular function: ATP hydrolysis activity; ATP binding; ABC-type transporter activity. NCBI's taxonomy places the organism in Eukaryota, Viridiplantae, Streptophyta, Magnoliopsida, Malpighiales, Euphorbiaceae. Gene Ontology annotation, cellular component: membrane. Gene Ontology annotation, biological process: transmembrane transport.